This is a messenger RNA of Gambusia affinis (western mosquitofish), 2872 nucleotides long. Its product is annotated as matrilin-3-like. The coding region runs from base 1 to 1971 and encodes 656 amino acids. Gene Ontology annotation, molecular function: calcium ion binding. Lineage: Eukaryota; Metazoa; Chordata; Actinopteri; Cyprinodontiformes; Poeciliidae. The transcript is spliced from 12 exons. The record is from RefSeq and is a predicted model, not a curated record.
AUGGUUUUGUCAGUGUGGAAGUUGGUGGUCUUUGGUAUCAUGGCGGUGGGAUCUCAGGGCUCUCUCCCACAGCCCCGGUCACAGCAUCGGGUGUCUCCAGGGCGCUAUGACCCAUCAGAGGACUUAGCAUCGAUCCCAGGGACGUCUGUAGAGGCGCAGAGUGAGGAACGCUUUCAGGAGGUCCGGCGGGGUGACGAGAGAAGUGUCCUGCUGCAGCGGGGCGCGCGGAAAGAUGCCGACAUCUACCUGAGGCACGAGAAACUGAGAGAUGACGCAGGAAUAAGAACUAAUUGCAAAAAUCGCCCUAUUGACCUGGUUUUCAUCAUAGACAGUUCCCGCAGUGUGCGCCCUGCUGAAUUUAAAAAGGCCAAGGAGUUCCUGCAGGACAUGGUGGACAGCAUGGUUAUUGGCAGAGAUGCCACUCGUGUCGGCCUCGUUAAUUAUGCGAGCACCGUCAAAAUUGAGUUUCUCCUCAACACUUUUUUUGACAAGUCCUCUGUGAAGCAGGCACUCGGCCAAGUUGAGCCCUUAGCUUCAGGCACCAUGACAGGCAUGGCCAUCAGGACCGCCAUGGAAAAAGCCUUCACCAAGGAGGCCGGGGCCCGAUCCUCUUCCAAGAACAUUGCUAAGGUGGCUAUUAUAGUGACUGAUGGGAGACCUCAGGACAAGGUGGAGGAGGUGUCAGCCACAGCCAGAGCAUCUGGGAUUGAAAUCUAUGCAGUGGGAGUUGACAGAGCUGAUAUGGCUUCCCUGAAACUUAUGGCCAGCCAGCCACAUGAUGACCAUGUCUUCUAUGUGGAGACCUAUGGUGUGAUCGAGAAGCUUACGUCUAAGUUUAGGGAAACUUUGUGUGGUAAGGAUGAUGAUAAUGGGAGUGCAGAUAUUGAUAACGGACUAGGCCUAUAUGGCAGGAAAGACGAUAAUAAGCGUGACAGUGAAGGGAACAACGGUUUGGAUCCAUGUGAUCAAGGACACAGCUGUCAGCAUAUUUGUGUCAACAGUGGUGACUCGUACAUCUGCAAGUGUCGCCCUGGCUACAUCCUGAAUCCAGACAAGAAAACAUGCUCACGUGCAGAUGCUUGUACCCAGGGACAUGACUGCCAGCACAUUUGUGUCAACACCCGUGACUCGUACAUGUGCCAGUGUAGAACUGGAUAUGUGUUGAACACUGACAAGAAAACAUGCUCACCAAAGGUGACUAUCACAUAUGCAAAUGGUUUGGAUGCAUGUUCUUCAGAACAUAACUGCCAACAUAUUUGUGUCAAAAGUGGAGAUUCUUAUGUUUGCAUGUGUCACAAAGGAUAUUUGUUGAACGCAGACAACAAAACAUGCUCACGUUCUGAUCCAUGUGCCCUUGGACACGAUUGCCAUCAUAUUUGUGAAAAUAGUGAUGCAUCAUAUGUCUGCAAGUGUCGGGCGGGAUAUGUGUUAAAUGCAGACCGGAAAACUUGCUCACGUUCUGAUCCAUGUUCUCACGGACAUGAUUGUCAGCACAUCUGUGUAAACCGUGAUGCUUCAUACAUGUGCAAAUGUCAAGUGGGAUAUGUGUUGAAUCCAGAUAAAAAGACAUGCUCACGCUCAGACACAUGUUCUCAGGGGCAUGACUGCCAGCAUAUAUGUGUCAACAGUGGAAGCUCAUAUGUCUGCAAGUGUCGGCUGGGAUAUUCGCUCAACAUGGACAGGAAGACAUGCUCACGUUUGGAUCCAUGUAUUCAGGGACACGACUGCCAGCAUAUCUGUAUCAACAACGGUGCUUCUUACAACUGCAAAUGUCGAGUUGGAUAUAUGCUAAAUUCAGACCAGAAAACAUGUUCACAGGAAAUGAGGAGUGAAAUUUCAGAAGAUGCCUGCAUGUGCGAAGCUCAAAUUGUAUUCCAGAAAAAAGUGCAGUCAGCCAUUCAAGAGCUCACCAGGAAAAUUUCUGAACUUUCAGACAAAGUAAACGACAUUGAAGGCACAUUCCAACAUUGAGAACAAAGAGGAACUAGAGGAAAAAUGUCAGCACUUUCAUUCCAAUUAGUGUUACAGAAUAUCAUGUUCUGUAAAAGUUUUUAUUUCCUAAUGUCUGAAAAUCUGCAUUGUGUUUUUAAUGUUACAAUAAACUGCCCUGCUGCUGUGUUUCUGAUAAACUUACAUUGGUGGCAACUCUGGUGUAAUUGCCCACAUUUAACAAAAGACAACUCAACAGGACUGGGUUUAUGUCUUCUUAUAUAAACCAGUUAAAAGUUAUUUAAUUUGAAAAUAGUUGAACUCCCUGGUGAAAUAGUUCAGGGAGUUCAAAUGUGACUCAGACUUGGCCCAGUUUUCUUGGCAACAAUGCUUUUAAUUAGAGAUUAUGUGAAGCUAAAGGUUUUGAAAAUGUAUUUUCUAUAAACAGUUAUUUUAUUUUCUGUCUUUGUGUGUCUACAUUUGAAUGAUGCAUUUUGGUGCUUAUUGAAAUAGAAAACAUUUAUUAUUUGCAUGUUUUCUAAUGGGAAUGGCAGCAUAAAAUAAACUUUUAUGAAUCAGCGUUUUCCACACAACUGUCUUCACUCUUAUAAAGGCAUAGUCUUUAUAUUACUGUUGAUACUUAUUGCUACUUUUCUAUGUGAUCAAAAGUGAUAAUUUCAUUAACAAAAUUAGGAUAUUUUCAUGAAUACAUGUUUUAUGUAACAAGUGUAUUGUUAUUUGAGACCCACAGUGCUUCGAAUAAGCAAUGUAGUUCUUUUUCAAACUAUAAAUUACAUUGUAUUUUACUGGGAUUUCAUUUGUUAGACCAACACAUACCAGUGAAAUGAAAACAAAGAUAUUGAUACAUGUCUUUUAUUGUCUUACAGCUAACAAGCUGAAAAGUAUAAAAUGCACUGUGAACCUUUCCUCUGACUACCUAAAA